Messenger RNA from Pan troglodytes (chimpanzee), 2835 nucleotides. RefSeq names its product large ribosomal subunit protein eL21. The transcript has a single exon. Gene Ontology annotation, biological process: translation. Gene Ontology annotation, molecular function: structural constituent of ribosome. The record is from RefSeq and is a predicted model, not a curated record. Bases 2324 to 2806 code for a protein of 160 amino acids. Gene Ontology annotation, cellular component: ribosome. Lineage: Eukaryota; Metazoa; Chordata; Mammalia; Primates; Hominidae.
UUUUGUCUGUCAGGAAAUUUAUCUAUCUCAUCUAAAUUGUGAAAUUUAUUGGCAUAAAGUUGUAAUAUUCCCUUAUUAUCCUUUUAAUGUCUGUAGGAUCUGUACUAAUAUUCCUUCUUCUAUUCCUGAAAUCCAUAAUUUGUGUUAUCUCUCCUAUUGUCAUAGCCUAUCUAGAGGUUAAUCACUUUUAAUGAUUUUUUUUCAACUAAUCAGCUUUUGGUUUUACUGUUUACUUUUUUUUUUUAAAGUUGUUUCACAGAUUUCUGCUCUAUUAUUUCCUCGUUUCUUCUACAGAUUUUGGGUUUAAUUCAAUUUCCUUUUUUAGAUUCUUAAUAUGGAAACAUAGUUCACUGAGUUUCAACUUUUCUUCUUUCCUAAUAAAAGUAUUUAAAGGCAUAUCUUUCUUAGCACUGUUUUAAUAGAAUUGCACAAUUUUUGACAUGUUAUGCUUUCAUUUUUAUUCAGUUCUAAAUAUAUUCUAAUUUCCUUUGUAAUUUCUGCUUUGACUUAAGGAGUAUUUAGAAACAUUUUUAAAUUUACAAAUAUUUAGGAAUUUUUCAGAUAUGUUAUUGAAUUCUAAUUUAAUUCCACUGUGAUGAGGACAUAUAUGGUAUGAUUUCAAUUCUUUUACUCUUGCUAAGGCUUAUUUUAUAGCACAGCAAAUGGUCUAUCUUCAUGGUCUAUCUUCAUGACUAUCUCAUGUGCACAUAAAAGAAUGUGUAUUCUGCUAUUGUAGCCAUGCUAACUGUUAGCAUUCAUAAAAUAAAAUUAAAUAAACAAAUAUGGAGAAAACCCCACAUGGAAUAAAAACAGGCCCAAAUGUAAAAAGCAAUUUGAAUACUUUUGAAUAUAGUACUUGCUGGACUCUAUAUGCUCAGUGUGGUGUAUUCGGAAGGCAAAAAUAACUUAUCAAGUUUGUUAUUGGCAAUAGUAUGGGUAUAGGAAUCAUGAAACUCGUUUGUGUGUAUUAUUGGACUGAGCAAAUAGGUAAAUGUUGAAGCUGUUGAAACCAGGAUUCUCACUAUGGUAGAAGAAAAAUACUAAUAUGGAAUGAGUGAAAGAGAAGAAGAAUCCUGUGGUUUUGAAGUAAAAUUGGGGGUAUCAGUGUGAAUGUAUGAUUAAAAGAUAUGGCUCUCUCAGAACCCAGAAAUGAUGACACCAUAGCACUGAGCAUGCUUUAGAUCUUGGUUUCUAAAUGCCAUUCACCACUAAAAGGAACUAGCAUUCCUUGAGGAAAUGGCUGAAUCCAGGUUUUGAACCAGAAAAGUACAAGGUAAACUUGCAACAUCUUUUUAUGUCAGAAACUAAGUAAAUACUAAAAAAAAACUGAUGGGCUCAGGAGACAGCUUAACGAGGCUUUAACUUGCCAAAUUUGGGACAACUUAGCCUUCAAAAAAUACUGACUAUAAAUGGAUUGUAAUGUAUUCGAUCUUAAAAGAAAAGGAUCCAUGAGUAUAGAGUGAUACUAAAACAAACGUUUAAAAAGAAGAACAAACCUAACAGUAAAUGUGAAGGUGGGGAAGCAAAGGUCUUACUUACCAAAGGAUGUCAAUCAGUUCUUGUAGAAAUCUACAAGUAAACCAACACUUAGCCUGAGGUAAGUGCUAAGAUGUUAGGUUAGUAUGGGAGCACAAAAGACUCAUCUAUAUCAGAAUGAGAGGAGAGGAGUAAGGGACAGCUUUCUAAAGAUGUGAUAUCUGAGAUGAAUUUUGAAGAAAGGUUCAGAAGUGGCUUAAGUGGUAGAAGUAGCCACUUUCAUAAAUAUUUACUCAGGCACAGAUCACCAAUGAAAGCUAAAACCGCUGGGUGAAAGGUUGUUGGCAAACAGGAUAUUCAUACAGAUCUCAAAUUGUCACACACUAAAUUAGUUUUUAAAAAGGGGGAAAGGAAUAAAAUAAGUAGAAAUAAAAUAUAAUAAAUAAAAUCAGUAAAACAGGAAAAUCUGGCAAACUCCAGUUUAAUUAAAUGACCAAUUUUAACAUCACCAGUAAUUGGACAAACUGACCUCAUGCACCUUUAAUUUGUGACACUGUGAUGAAAACAACAUAAAUUAUUUUCUUGCCAAAAAUGUGUGAACUGAGUGUAAUCAUGAAAAAAGAAAAAACAAUUAGACAAAGCCAAACUGAAGGGCAUUCCAUAAAACAACUGGACUGCAUACUUCAAAAAUACUAAUGUCCUGAAAGAUUUAAAAAAAGCUAGGGAACUAUUUUGAUUAAAGGAGACUAAAGAAAUAUGAUAUGGAAACUUGAUUAGAUCCUAUAUCUUAAAAAAUCUAAAAAAGGGCCUUUCGGCCGGAACCGCCAUCUUCCAGUAAUUCGCCAAAAUGACGAACACAAAGGGAAAGAGGAGAGGCACCCGAUAUAUGUUCUCUAGGCCUUUUAGAAAACAUGGAGUUGUUCCUUUGGCCACAUAUAUGCGAAUCUAUAAGAAAGGUGAUAUUGUAGACAUCAAGGGAAUGGGUACUGUUCAAAAAGGAAUGCCCCACAAGUGUUACCAUGGCAAAACUGGAAGAGUCUACAAUGUUACCCAGCAUGCUGUUGGCAUUGUUGUAAACAAACAAGUUAAGGGCAAGAUUCUUGCCAAGAGAAUUAAUGUGCGUAUUGAGCACAUUAAGCACUCUAAGAGCCGAGAUAGCUUCCUGAAACGUGUGAAGGAAAAUGAUCAGAAAAAGAAAGAAGCCAAAGAGAAAGGUACCUGGGUUCAACUAAAGCGCCAGCCUGCUCCACCCAGAGAAGCACACUUUGUGAGAACCAAUGGGAAGGAGCCUGAGCUGCUGGAACCUAUUCCCUAUGAAUUCAUGGCAUAAUAGGUGUUAAAAAAAAAAAAAUAAAGGAC